AUGGCUUCAUAUCCAGGCAGCGACAGCAGAGGUGGCUUUGCUCCACGGAGAGGACGAGGCCGCGGUGGAAGAGUCCCGUUCUUUGCGAAGCCCAAGGAACAGGUGAAACCUGAUCUUAAGAGACAUCCGCUUGGAGGCCUUGUCAAGGAGUUUCGCAAUUCGGAUCUGAGCUUGAAACCCGCAGCUCUAGCAGAGAUAUCCGAUUGCCAGCAAGUAGCAUCCUACAAUUGGCUCAACGGCAAAGUACCCACCAUUGUCAUUCCAGGAAAACCUCCUCAGUGGACACCACUUCCUACACCACGGCGUCUGCCAGAGGACUAUGGGCAAUACUUUCGUGACCCCAACGCCGCUAUGUAUCCCGAAUAUCCAAUGGCACCCGUCGUGCGUGCGAUCAUGGAGACCAACCCUGAAUUCAACUCUGCGAGCACCGAUCUCCUCGCUUGUGGAAGCACCCUUGGCAACCUCCUCCGCUUCGCUCGGGGUGUCGACAAAGCUUUCCGUUUCAACAUCGAGGUCUUCGGCGAGACCGUCUUCUUCGUACGAAAAGAGAAUGAUCCUAAAGAAGUCAUCAAAGACGUUAGAGGUUAUGGUCAUACCUUUCCAGAGGCAUACACCACAUGGGAGCAGAGCGUUAAAGGCUCCGAAACCCACCAACGCAUCAUACGAUAUGAGUUCGGCGGCUUGAAGUGCCUCGUGCGGUUCGAGAGUGACGGCUACAUUGAAACGGCCGGAGCAGUCAAUGAUGCUACGCAUUCAGAGAGCGCCGACGACCCCGAUGAUCUUCUGGCAGCACUCCAAGACACAUCAAUUAGCAGGCCAUCAGACUUCAUGAUAAGCACACAUGAUGCUUUGAUUGUCAAACAGGGUGGAACAGCGGUGCUGCAAGACGUCAUUUUCGAUCUGAAGACGCGUUCAGGGAAGUACAAGAAAGACAUAGACAUGAGCGACAUCCACCCAGCGCUCUGGAUCAAACAGAUAUCUAAUUUCAUCGUCGCCUAUCACAACGGUGCUGGACUUUUCGAAGACAUCCGAGUGCAAAAUGUCAAGAACGAUGUGCAGGCUUGGGCCAAGGAUAACGAAGAAGGCAUCCGCCGCUUUGCCACACUUCUAGAUACGAUCGUUAAAAUCGCUAGGAGUAAUGCAGGCAAGUUGCUCGAGGUAUAUUGCCCUGGAGCGGACCGCUUGGAGGUCCGGUUUCAGUAUGGCACCGGUGUGCACGCCUUGCCUGCGGACCUGGCAGACCGCUGGGAGAAGACUUGUAUGGAUGCCGUCUCUACGCAAGACGAUGAAUCCGACCAGUUCAAAUUUAGCGAUGGGGGUAUCGGUCUAGGAGAUAGGUACGAAUUCGACACUGGCUCUGACGAUUCCGGAUCGGAGCCAGACUACACUGCUUGUUCCGCUCACGAUUGUGGCUAUUGUGGCAGGUGCACGUAUUGA
Alternaria burnsii is the source of this 1437-nucleotide messenger RNA. RefSeq lists its product as uncharacterized. Lineage: Eukaryota; Fungi; Ascomycota; Dothideomycetes; Pleosporales; Pleosporaceae. Bases 1 to 1437 code for a protein of 478 amino acids. The record is from RefSeq and is a predicted model, not a curated record. The transcript is spliced from 2 exons.